Talaromyces marneffei is the source of this 2040-nucleotide messenger RNA. RefSeq lists its product as uncharacterized. The transcript has 3 exons. Bases 1 to 2040 code for a protein of 679 amino acids. The record is from RefSeq and is a predicted model, not a curated record. NCBI's taxonomy places the organism in Eukaryota, Fungi, Ascomycota, Eurotiomycetes, Eurotiales, Trichocomaceae.
AUGGCCUACGACUCGUACUACGACCCCUCAGGGCCUUCGGGUCCCUACGAGCCUCCUCGCACUGAGGACGAAUACGCAAAUGAGCGAGUUUACGGCUCACCUACAUCCUACCAACCGCCAUAUCCAUCCCAGAAUGCUACAGAGCAAAUCCAGAUGCCUCAACCCCGCAUGCCGUCACCAUCUUAUCAAAACGCACAGUCCGGGAAUCCAACGUACAGCCAUAUCGGGAACGAUAUUGCUUCUACCGUCAACAAUCCAGUCAACAAUAAUAAUCCAAAUUUCCUGUCUCCCGAACUCAUUUCACAGGUCACCGCGACCGUGAUUCAGCAACUCAAAGCUUACGGCUUGGAUGGAUCGCAAGGCCAGCAGCUGCAACCUCAGCAACCACCGCCACCUCCUCCGCUACAACAGCAACAACCACCUCCAUCACCACAUCAAGCGCAAUCAGUACCUCCCGCGCCGUUCUCAGCUCCACCAGCACCUGAACCAGCAUACUACAACCCACAGCCCGCAUACAGAGAUGCACCACCAGCGGAGACUCGUGGACGAGGUACCAUUCCAGUACCUCCUGAGAGACGAGAAACGCAGACCAGAGUCAGCCCGGAUAAGCGCCCAGGAACUGGGUUAGAGUCGCGCAAUACUGUCCCGGGACGCGCAUCUACUGAGAACAUGACCACUUUGGAGAAGAUAUGGGGAAAGAUGUUUCAUGAUGGUCAGCCGACCCCACGGCUGGGUCAGCUUUUGCGGGGGAUCGCAGUACAUCUGAUCGAGGAUUAUCCGCCGAGAAAUACAAUCGUGGUUGUUCCGGAGAAAAUGCAGAAGUAUUACGCAGAUACCAGGGUUCUAACUGAUACCUAUCCAUGGCAGGACAUCUUCGACGACCGGACAUCAUCCAUUUCACGAAUCUACCGAGACAUCGAAGCAGAGCACCACCUUGUCCAGGACCCGCAGAAUUUAAAAGAACGGCCAGAUAUACCGGGCCUGACACCUCGCGGAUUUGAGAAAUGGUACACCAUUAUGAUUCAAGCCAAUCCAGACAGAGAGUUUGCACGUCUACAGAAAACUGUGUUAGACAUGCCAAUCAACAACCCUGACGACAGGAAAGAGAGGUUUCCCAAAGAGCUCCCUCGGCGUCUUUUCCCUAGUUCAUCGGAUAAGAAGAUACUAGAGAAACUAGAGGUUUCUAUCAUCACUCACUGCGAGGUCGAACUUCCACGGAGCCUGCCCGAAGAACGAUCGAGGUCGCCUCCGCGACAGAAUAAGCCCAGAGAUAUAUCCCCACUGUCUAAGACACAGCCGGCAACCAUAGAGCGCAUUCCUGCCUCUGUCUCGACAUCCAAGUCCAGCUCGCAAGAAAGGGAAACCAAGGCCCUCGACGACGACGACGAAGAAGUUACAACUUCCCCUCGUCCGAUUGAACGCGAACGAAAGCCGUACAGUGUCCAUCCAGGUGGAGGUAAAAAAUACGAAGAGACAGCUGCAAACUUAAAGACUUCAGAGCCAAGCAAGUCGACAUCCAGUACGUCGACAGUGAGGCAGGAACAGCCAUAUGCCCGCGGAGCCCCAUCAACAGGUACAACUGGACAUAGCCACGCACAUCAUGGCUCAAUUUCAUUAUCCAAGCCCGGUGGCAGACGCAGUUCGUCCGUCGGCAUGAAAGCAAACGGGCCAGGCGAUUAUCGCCACUCGGAACCUGACCUCAGCUCCUACGACGCAGGGUACGGAAACUUGCCUUCUGCUGGAGGCGCAGGUGGCCAUAGUGGCCAUCCUUACAAGACUAGUGCCGCCGGCAGUACUGCUCUUGAUUUAUACAACGAUGACAACGACCGCCACGCAUACCGCGACUAUGAGCGCGAUGAUUCGCGGGAUUAUGAUGCCGUUCUUGAGCGGGAACGGGAGCGUGAGCGUGAACGUCGGUAUCAUGACCAUGCAGGCACUGGAUCUGGAAGGAAUACAUGGAGUGAUGAAGACUACUACCGUGGUGGUGGUCUACUAGGUGGACAGGGAGGAGGUCCUGAGUAUGAGUACAAGUAUCGUUAG